Paralichthys olivaceus (Japanese flounder) is the source of this 1416-nucleotide messenger RNA. RefSeq names its product PH domain containing endocytic trafficking adaptor 2 (gene pheta2). Gene Ontology annotation, cellular component: recycling endosome; early endosome; trans-Golgi network. Gene Ontology annotation, biological process: receptor recycling; endosome organization; retrograde transport, endosome to Golgi. The record is from RefSeq and is a predicted model, not a curated record. NCBI's taxonomy places the organism in Eukaryota, Metazoa, Chordata, Actinopteri, Pleuronectiformes, Paralichthyidae.
AGAAGUGUAAGUAACCUGAGACCACAUAGUCAAGCAUCGUCUGGAUCAGCUCGUAUCGAAGGGAGAGAAAACAAUCAAGUCCACGUUUAGGAACGAGGAGGACGAGAAGAGAAAAUCUGUAAAUGAAAGUAAUUGAAAGAAUCUGAGGAAGAAUAAGCAUGUGAAGGAUUUGACAUACAAGAGGUGUUGGGAUGAAGCUCCAUGAGAAGAUUUUGACCCACUAUCUAUCGUGCACGUCUCCUGUAGAUAAAGAAGGAUAUCUCUACAAACAGAAAAAGCGCAAUACCAGCUACCAGCGGCGGUGGCUAGUCCUGAAAGCAAACUUGCUCUUCUACCAGGAGCGUCCGGGUGAUCGAAACCUGCUGGGGGUCAUCGUGCUGGAGGGUUGUGCAGUGAGACGCGCCGAAUGUGAUGGACAGUUUGCCUUUUCCCUGAUGUUUGAAGGGCCCGGACUGAAAACGUACACAUUCGCAGCAGCAGAUCGUCAGAGUCAGGAGAGCUGGGUGAAAGCUCUGCUGUCGGCCAGUCACUGUUACCUCUCCCUGCUUGUGAGAGACCUGAGGAGACAACAUGAAGAGGCUAAGCAGCAGCAAAGCUCUGGAGAACCUCAUCUCCGCUCCUCUGCCCUCGAGCAGUCCAAGGCCAGCUUCCUCUUCCCUAUGCGGGGGCCGACAGCAGCAGUGAGGGAGGGCAGAAGCUUCAGUGCCAGCAGUAUUUUACAAACACCUUCAGUACCCAACAAAGUGGCAACUAAAAAGUCCCCGAAGCUGUGGUCCAGGAGAAAUGCUCUCGUCACGCCGCUCAAUGGGCCAGCGCCUUGUCACGGUGAAUGGCCUUUGGUGGAUUUUGAUCCACUUGAGGACUUCAGCAAACUUCACGACUAUUACGGCCAGGAGGUGAGGAAAGCAAGAGAGGAAUGGCUGAGGAGUCGACAGGCAGGAGAGGAUGGAAAUCUCAUCGACUUGGCAUGAAAAGAGACUCUGAGGGGAACUGAGAUGUUUAUCAAAGAGGAACUGAAACCUCGAAGGUGUCAGAGUCUCUAGUGUUUGUCUCUACACUAGAUCUGCUCAGUCUCACGUUUCCCUUCUAUGUUCUUUGAUUCAUUUGACAGAAAACGAAUGUUUCUGAUUUGUCUGAGACGACGCCUCAGUGUCCAUGAGAUUAACUAAGGAACAAACAGAAACAUAUACAGUGUGAAGAUAAGCUCUUCUCACACGUUUGACUUGGAAAAACACGUUACUCAAAACAUUAACAAUGACUCUGUUCUCAAGUGUCAGCUUUUAACCACAACCAGGAUCUGAUAGUGAAACAUCUAACACGUCACAAUUGAUGUAAUUCAUUACAUCCAUGUUUUAUGGGAAAGUUUUAAUAAAGUGUGUUAUUUUUAUUUAAAUAUCUCAACUAAUUGAUAGUGGA